Molecule: messenger RNA, 3037 nt
Organism: Cydia pomonella (codling moth)
Lineage: Eukaryota; Metazoa; Arthropoda; Insecta; Lepidoptera; Tortricidae
Product: facilitated trehalose transporter Tret1-like
Exons: 3
Coding region: 617-2122 (501 amino acids)
Biological process (GO): transmembrane transport
Cellular component (GO): membrane
Molecular function (GO): transmembrane transporter activity
Source: RefSeq, a predicted model, not a curated record
CAAAUUUCGUACUUUUAUAAAUGUAAAUGUUCAUAUUUUGCGUCAUAUUCGCUAGUACCAUAAACAGAUAGGUAGAUAGACAAGAUAAUGAUUUAUUUCAUUUCAAUCUUGGUAAAUACACAGUGGUCGAGUGCUCCUGUUAGGUAUGAAGUACCUGCGUCAGGAGACCUCGCUCUUCCAGAUUACAGUUUUAGAUAUCUAUACUAAGAGAAGUUUUGAAAUUAACAUUAUAAUUUUAUAAUGAAUGGACAAAUUGAUAAAAUUAUCUCUCUUUCUAAUUGAUAAAAUCUCAGGCGCAAUUAAUUAUGCAGCCGUUCCGUCUUAAUAGAUCAAAAAUUAAAUUAAAUAUGGGAAAUCUCAUACACCUAGUUCAAGUUCUGGGAUAUUCAAUACUAUCUCUGGUCUUCAUUGAACAGUGAAAGAUUAUCUCAACCUAAUCAUUAUCACAUUAUCAGUUACAAAAUGUCCUCAAACCCGAUCACUUGUACGCCAAAUAAACAUCUGAUACGUCGGUGACAUUAGUGAAGGUGUGGAUGACAGUUUUAUUAUAGAAGCUUGGUACUAAUUGCGUGUUCAUAAUCCAGUUAUACUAUUAAGAGAAUUUACAAUUGGGAAAAUGGAUAAGCCGCAGAAGAACUACAUGCCAUUUCUGAGACAGUGUUUUCUAACGGCGAGUGUGGCCUUCAACAUAAUGGGGCACGGCUGUGUCGUUGGCUAUCCCGCAGUCUUGAUCCCCAGCCUGAGGCGGCCUGACUCCUACAUUCAUCCCACGGCGAGUCAGGAAUCAUGGAUUGCAUCCAUCAUCGGCUUCGCUUUCAUGCCGGGCAACUUACUAGUGAUGCCUCUCAUGGAUAUAAUUGGCAGGAAAAAGUGCCACAUCCUCUCAGCCAUACCAAUCUUAGUUGGAUGGUUCUUGGUUCUUCUAGCUGACAGCGUCCAAGCCAUAAUCCUGGCCAGAUUCUUACAGGGUAUAUCCAUGGGCAUAUUAGGACCUCUAGGCUCAGUUAUCAUAAGUGAGAUGACCGAUCCAAAGUACCGGGGAGCCUUUCUGACUUGCAUAUCAUUAUCCUUGACUAUUGGAGUAAUGUUUACGCAUACAAUCGGCACUUUGUUGAGCUGGCAGCAGACAGCCCUAUUGUGUUCCUUCUUAAGCUUCACUAGUUUGAACAUGAUUAUUUUCACUCCUGAAACACCGCCAUGGCUGAUAGCGAAAGGAAAAUACGAAAAGAGCAAAGAAGUGUUUUAUUGGCUACGUGGCGAGGGGCCCGAGCAAGAAGACGAGCUCCAACAUAUGAUUACAGCUCAAAAGAUGAUUCGGAAGUCCAGUGUCGCUGGUCAGAAGCUUUCAUUCUGCACAAAAACUAAAAGAUUCUUCAGAUAUAUAGGCGCCACUUUUAAGAAGCCUGAAUUUUACAAGCCUAUGUUGAUCAUGCUCCACGUGUUUGCUAUGUUUCAAUUCGCUGGCAUAAAUGUCAUCAGUUCUUACGCCAAGGAUAUCAUAGAACAAGUAGUGGGCCCUGAAGCAAACGCUGUACUUCUCAUGGUUAUAUUAGACUGCGAAAGACUCGUUUGUAACAUUUUAGCUGUAUUUGUUAUGCAGAAAUGUAACAGAAGAACGGUUCUGUUCACUUUAGGAGCAAUUUGCGUAACUUCAUAUAUAAGUAAGGCAACAUAUGUUCUAGCGAAGCAGACCAACUGGUUACCUUUCGAAAAUCAGUUCGUUCCUAUAUUUCUAAUAUGCAUGUACAUGUUUUCGCUUACAUUCGGUUUAUCGACAAUCCCUUUUGCGAUUUCUGGAGAAAUAUUUCCUUUGGAAUACAGGGGGUUGGGUGGUGGUCUCAGUGCAUUGCCAGUGUCUCUAAAUUUCUUUAUAGCUGUGAAGAGUUUCCCAGUUUUGACUGGAUCCAUUGGUCUUCCGUUCACGUACUUCGUGUAUGGUGGAAUAGUGUCAUACUGUUUGGUGGUUCUUUGGUUUAUUUUGCCAGAGACAAAAGACAGGACUCUUCAAGAGAUUGAGGAUGAAUUGAGAGGAAACACUAUGGUUGAAGACAGGAGAGAGUCGGAACCUCUGAAUGGCAAAAUUCUGCUGCGUCGGUACAGCUCCCAAAUCAUGGUACAUUAAGACUGUAUUUAGUAUUUGUAAAUAUUUAGGAACUCCUAUUUUUUUAUAAUUUUAGUGAUAAGCUGAUAAGACUCUGAUUAUAAAUUGACAAAAUUCCGUUCAAACUAUGUUUGGCACUUGAAAAUAUUGAUUGAUUUAUCAUGGUCAGCAGUGUUGACCGAACGUUAAUUGCAAAUAACCAUUAUAAAUUGAACCGUAAACCGUAACGGGCGGUUACAUUUUAGGGUUCACUUUAUAAUGGUUACAUGCCAAUAAUGGUUUAUUGCAUUGACGUUUCGGCCAACAAUAAUUAAUUACAUACUUAAGUAUAAUAUAAUUUAAUGUUAAUUAUUACGAGAAAUAAAUACUCUUUAAUGGUUUUUUGUUAGAUUUUAUAUUUUCGGUAAUCUCAAGUGGAACAAGUAAGCUACAUUAAUGACCAGUUACGGGGCCAACUUGUUUAUUACUUCGAUCUUACUGUUGAUAGACCAUUUCCCGUUUAAUUUAAUAGUAAUUUGAAGGCCAAAACGUUAUCUGCCUCUCUAUGGCUCUUGCAUAUUCGAGCGAUACAGAGGGGGAUAAGAAAUUUCGUUUUACGUGCUAUGGUCUCGCAACUUUUAAAGUCUUAAGUCCGUACUGUUAUCACAUUGUGUUCUGCGCUGAGCUAGUUCUGCAGUCGGAGCCGGUCAUUAGUCGAUAAUAGAGCUUCUAAUGCCGAGGUGUGGGGAUCGAAGGCGAAUCCCGUGGCUAAACGUGUGCUUAUGCCAUAUUUUUUAGGAUUUCGUACCAAAAAAGGGUAAGAAGGAACCCUUAAAGACACACUAGAACGAUCCGAUCCGGUCCGAGGACUCUGACACUUCAGUUUUCUUUCAAAAGCAUCACGUGAUCAGGGGUAUCCGUAAUAUAAAACGAAGUGUCGGAAAAAUACAUUACAAG